AUGAUAUUUCGACGUCACACCAAAGCACUAGCGGUUGCUCUGCUGGCAGGCACUGCGUCAGCCAUCGAAUUGAAUAUCAACGACGAGCAAUCUAUCAAAAAUGCCGCCGCGACUGCUGCGUACAACACUUGGUCUGAAUACACGACCAACCAGACCGGACAACCCCCCGGCGCGAUCCGUACCGACUGGGCAAUGGGAGGUGCCCUGUUCGACACUAUGAUCCGAUAUUGGUACUACAGCGGUGACGCCUCCAACAAUGCGGCCAUCAGCGAGGGAAUGUAUUGGCAGCUAGGCGAGAACAAUGAUUAUAUGCCCGCCAACUGGAGCUCAUACCUAGGAAACGAUGAUCAAUCAAUCUGGUCGCUUGCGGCCAUGACUGCCGCGGAGCUAGGAUACCCUGAGAGGUCAUCUAUGCCCUCGUGGGUUACGAUCGCAGAGAAUGUCUUUAAUGAUCAGAUUGCCCGCUGGGAUACAAAAACGUGUUCGGGUGGCUUGCGCUGGCAGAUCUGGACUUAUGAGUCGGGCUACAACAUCAAAUCCACCUUGGCAAAUGGCCUUUUGUUCGAGCUUUCCGCUCGCUUGGCUCGGUACACCAACAAUCAAACAUACUCUGAUUGGGCGGACAAGAUCUGGACAUGGAGCACUGAUACCCUCAUCAGUGAUGAGUGGUCCGUUUCCAAUGAUGUUGACGUUGAGGAUGACUGCGGAACCGCGGGCAACACCCAGUGGAGCUUCAACUACGGCCCAUAUAUCGCUGGUACUGCAUAUAUGUACAACUUGACCAACGGCAAAUCUGAAUGGAAGACAAACCUAGAUGGCCUUCUGAAGCGUACCACCGCCACCUUCUUUCCCUCUAAAUACGGCGGCAAAAUCCUCUCUGAAGUUGCCUGCGAAUCCACCGAAAGCUGCAACAAUAAUGAAAUCUGGCUCAAGGGUGCCACCGUCCAAGAUCUCGCUAUGGCUGCCUUAGUCGCACCUUACACGGCAUCCGACAUCAUGCCUCUGCUACAGGGAUCUGCAGUGGGCGCCGCGAAGUCAUGUACCGGCGACAAGAACAACACUGAAUGUGGUGUGAAAUGGUACGCAGCUUAUGAUGACUCCGACGGCAUGCCCAGCCAGCUCAGCGCUACCAGUCUCUUCACUGCGAAUCUUGUCUCAUUUAGCAAGAAAGCUGCCAGUGUCCAGUCGGCGUCUACGAAUACGACUUCGGUCACCUCGACUGGAUCCGCCAAUGGUACUGACCCGGGCAGUUCCAGCAGUGCUGGAGCGACGCAGACUGGUACGAAUGCAGCCAGUGUGCUUGUCGUUGGCCCGGUCGCUUUUGUCGCGGCUGUUAUUGCCGGUGCCGUUGCCUGGCUCUGA
Molecule: messenger RNA, 1362 nt
Organism: Penicillium maclennaniae
Lineage: Eukaryota; Fungi; Ascomycota; Eurotiomycetes; Eurotiales; Aspergillaceae
Product: glycoside hydrolase family 76 protein
Exons: 3
Coding region: 1-1362 (453 amino acids)
Biological process (GO): carbohydrate catabolic process; fungal-type cell wall biogenesis
Molecular function (GO): mannan endo-1,6-alpha-mannosidase activity
Source: RefSeq, a predicted model, not a curated record